Messenger RNA from Lobosporangium transversale, 1113 nucleotides. RefSeq names its product GRAM domain-domain-containing protein. Gene Ontology annotation, cellular component: mitochondrion; endoplasmic reticulum membrane; cortical endoplasmic reticulum. Gene Ontology annotation, biological process: intracellular sterol transport. Gene Ontology annotation, molecular function: sterol transfer activity; sterol binding. Lineage: Eukaryota; Fungi; Mortierellomycota; Mortierellomycetes; Mortierellales; Mortierellaceae. The record is from RefSeq and is a predicted model, not a curated record. The annotation marks the transcript as partial. The transcript is spliced from 4 exons.
AUGAUCACCGGUGAAGAAGAUACGACUGGUCCAUGUGAAGAGGAUGAUUUUGGAGUCCAUAUCUCGUUUGUGUUUGCAAACGAGAAACGAUUCAGCGAUUUUCAUGCACUAUUUCGAAGUGUCCCAGAUGAUGAGAAACUGAUCGAAGAUUAUGGAUGUGCCUUACAGAAAGAAAUCCUAGUUCAAGGUCGCCUUUACAUCAGCGAAAAUCAUGUCUGCUUUAAUGCCAAUAUCUUUGGCUGGGUCACCAAUUUAGUCAUCGCAUUCUCCGAGAUUACAGCAAUCGAGAAGAGGAUGACAGCCUUUGUGAUCCCUAAUGCUAUCAGUAUCGUUACUGCGACUAAUACAAAGGGUCACUUCUUUGCGUCGUUUCUUUCUCGUGAUACCGCUCACGAUCUGUUGAUGGCAGCCUGGAGAAAAUCAUUUCCUUGUGCAGCAAACGCUUGUGCAGCCAGUAACAACAAUGGCAAUAGCAUGCAUCGUCAGAACCGAUCUCUUCUCGGUGUUAAUGAUGAUGACGAUAGAACCAAAAUGAAAUUGUCAUCCACUCAACCUUCAGCUACAUCCUCUUUUCAGACACCAACUACGUGUAGAUGCUCAAAGGAUGGUCGACAUUAUUCUAACACCUACAUGUCAGAAACCUACCCUGGUACUGUUCGGGCCAUAUGGAAACUACUCUUUGACUCAGACUUUAACAAAAGUUUUUUAACCUCAGAAGCUAUGAAGGGAGCAGACGUUCAGGAUGAACCUUGGCAAAAAUCCACUGACGAUACUUUAACAAAAACAACACGAUAUACCAAAUGGCUUGGUAUGCCCAUUGGUCCCAAGACUGCAAAAGCUAUACUGACAGAUGUCUGUGAGCACAAGAAUUUUGAUGAGUAUACGACAACAGUGACAACGACUUCAACACCAGACGUUCCCUCUGGGGGAUGCUUCACAACUAAAGUGAGGACUUGUAUUACAUGGGCAGGUCCAACUCAAGUGCAGGUAGUAGUGACUGGGGGAGUUGAAUUCACAAAAAGUAGCUGGAUCAAGGGUCAAAUUGAGAAGGGUGCAGCAGAAGGACUAACGGCUCAUUACACGGAGCUGAACAAGUGUAUACGCAAACAUAUU